Messenger RNA from Dipodomys ordii (Ord's kangaroo rat), 2610 nucleotides. It is a transcript of the gene St6gal1, whose product is annotated as ST6 beta-galactosamide alpha-2,6-sialyltranferase 1. The transcript has 7 exons. Bases 628 to 1848 code for a protein of 406 amino acids. Gene Ontology annotation, molecular function: sialyltransferase activity. The record is from RefSeq and is a predicted model, not a curated record. Lineage: Eukaryota; Metazoa; Chordata; Mammalia; Rodentia; Heteromyidae.
AAAAAAAAUUAUUACCCUACAUUAGUUAUGCAAGGUAGGUUUCAUUGUGACAUUUCCACACAUGUAUAAAUGUAUCCCAAUCAACCUCACAGCCUCUAUUACUCUCCUUAUUCCCUUCUGCUCUUGAUCCCUAAGCUAUGGUCAGUGCUUGGCAUGAAGUAAAUGGUUGUUGUUAUUGUCCUGAUUGCUUGUUUGUCACCCAGAGUUGAGGGUUCUGUCAUCACUUCUGCAGCUGGCUGAAGAUCACCAGGAGCAGUGACUAUUUUUGGAAGGGCCUCAUCACCAAUGACAGAUAGAGACCAACAGUUGCACCUCAUUUGCUUCAGCUGGUUCAUUUUUGGAAAUCAAGAGUGGGAGUGAUUUUUAGUUUCUUAGAGGGCAAGACUUUGUAAGCAGAUGCUGUUGACAUGAAAGAGGAAAGAGCUAGGAUACAAGAACUCUUCUGAUAUCAAUGCUUUUUGAUCAUCCUGAGAAAAAUGAGCCUUGGCCUCCAGACCAAGCAAAACGAAUAUCCCUCCCAUGGAGAAUAGUGCUAGUUCCUGAAGACCUAGAAGAUUUACAGCCCUAAAGAGAUUAGCUAGAAGCAGGCUUGUUUUCCUGCUCAGAUUCUGGAAUACAUCUUUCAUUAUGAUCCACACCAACUUGAAGAAAAAAUUUAGUUAUUGUGUCCUGGCCUUUCUUUUGUUUGCAGUCAUUUGUGUGUGGAAGGAAAGGAAGAAAGGGAGUUAUUAUGAUUCCCUUAAGUUGCAAGCCAAGGAAUUACAGGUGUUGAGGAACUUUGAGAAACUGGCUAUGGGGUCUGGUCCCCAGUCUGUCUCCUCAAAUGGCACUCAGGACCCCCACAAGGGAAACCAGGCCUUCAGCAGUGCAAGAGUCCCAGCCAAGGCCAAGCCACAGGCCUCCUACCAGGUGUGGAACAAGGACAGCUCAUCCAAAAACCUUAUCCCCAGGCUGCAAAAGAUCUGGAAGAACUACCUGACUAUGAACAAGUACAAAGUGUCCUACAAGGGGCCAGGGCCAGGUGUCAAGUUCAGUGCAGAGGCCCUGCGCUGCCAUCUUCGGGACCAUGUGAACGUAUCCAUGGUAGAGUCUACAGAUUUUCCCUUCAAUACCUCUGAAUGGAAGGGUUUCCUGCCCAAGGAGAACAUUCGGACCAAGGCUGGGCCAUGGAGCAGGUGUGCUGUUGUCUCAUCAGCAGGAUCCCUGAAGUCCUCCCAACUGGGCCGAGAGAUAGAUGAUCACGAUGCAGUUAUGAGGUUUAAUGGGGCACCCACAGCCAACUUCCAACAAGAUGUGGGCACGAAAACAACCAUUCGCCUGAUGAACUCCCAGUUGGUCACCACAGAUAGGCGCUUCCUCAAGGAUGGUUUGUACAAUGAAGGAAUCUUAAUUGUGUGGGACCCAUCUGUGUACCACUCAGAUAUCCCAAAGUGGUACCAGAAUCCUGACUACAAUUUCUUUAACAACUAUAAGAGCUACCGCAAGCUGCACCCCAGCCAGCCCUUCUACAUCCUCAAGCCCCAGAUGCCUUGGGAGCUGUGGGACAUCCUUCAGGAAAUCUCCCCUGAAGAGAUUCAGCCAAACCCCCCAUCCUCCGGCAUGCUUGGUAUCAUUGUCAUGUUGACGCUCUGUGACCAGGUGGACAUUUAUGAGUUCCUCCCAUCCAAGCGCAAGACUGAUGUAUGCUACUACUACCAAAAGUACUUUGAUAGCGCCUGCACGAUGGGUGCUUACCACCCACUCCUCUUUGAGAAGAACAUGGUAAAGCACCUCAAUGAAGGCACAGAUGAAGACAUUUACCUAUUUGGAAAAGCCACAUUGUCUGGUUUUCGGAACAUUCGCUGCUGAGCGUGGGCCUCCAGCCAAGCAUGCUUAUUCUCUACCAGCAGUUCAUGGCUGGUCUGGACAGACCAUUUUCUUGAACCAUCCUUGGCUGUUCCUUGCAAAGGAUUGUUCUAGGGGCUUUUGACAACAGGAGCUCUGGGGUUUCUGGAAGCCUAAAAGCAAGGAACUAGGCCUAAGUUUCCAUGUUGCUAGCCACAAAGAGAGUGUAAGCUCAGCUUCCUGCUGCACACAUGGACACACACACACACACACACACACACACACACACGACACUCUUUCUAGACAGCAUCCUUCCCUCAUUCUGCAUAGGUAGAUGCACAUAUCCCACCAGGUCUGCCAAAACUGAGCUGCUUUGUUUCUUCUACCUGAAUGAUUUCAUUCUCACAAACCAGCACACUAUUGCUUGAAAUCUCUAUCUAGGUGUUGGUUUCACAUUUUAAAGAAAUUCUCUCAAAUCACAACUAGGCCAGGUAUGAGGUAAUUCUGGGUGGAGGUAUGGGUAGAUGUGGAGUGGGGGUGUGUGAAUAAUUACUAUAAAACACAUUAGAAGCACCCUCAAGUCCACUGGAGAAACAUUAUCCCCCAAGAUUGAAAUUGUUCCUCAAGAAAAAUUUCCCCAAGGAUAUGGUCCCAUUAUCUCCCUGGCUGAUUGGGCUAGUUAUUAGCCAGGGUGCUUAUCAACAAAAGACCUUUUUGUGUGUGUGUGUGUGUUUCAGUGCUGGGGCUUGAACCUGGGGCCAGAGCACUGUCUCUUACCUUUUUUUA